AUGGCACAACCAGAGUUAUCAUCUGACCCUCGCACGGCGGCCUCUCCAAUGGCGUACAGCAACCUUCCCGAGGUUACUGGAAACGAUGCGCCCCAGGCUUAUACAAAUGAAGCUCCCGAGGUCGCGCCAAUUGGCCACCAUUAUUACCCCCAAGGCUCUCCAGAGGCUGUUCCACAGACGCUUAGUCCCCAGAACAUCAAGCAGGACUAUCCUCCAGCCUUUUAUCAACAGCAACACGGCGCCACAAGUCCAUACUCGACGUCGCCGGGGCCACAUAACUCUGUGCUUUAUUACCCGCCGCCUUCGGCUGCAGAGCCCGCACCAGGCCACGUACUCCCGGCGGAGAAGCAGAACAAGGGCAACGUGGUUAUCAAGAGGAGGACAUGUAUCAUCCUGGCCAUAGUUCUGACCAUCGUGGUCGUCGGUGCCAUCGUUGGUGGUGCCGUGGGAGGGGUGAUGGCCUCGCGCAAGAACGACACACAGCCAGAAAGGACGGGCACGGGUGGUGAUAACAACGGCAGCAGCAACAACGGGGGUAGCAGCAAUAAUGGGGGAGGAAACAGUACGAGUGGUGGCAACAACGGCAUACAACCGCCCAAAAAUGCAAACGCAAUUGUUAUGGAGCAGUCUGGCAUCAGCGCGGUGAGCUACACAGUCGACGGGACCGACUAUAAGAUGGUGUUUUGGCAGCCUCAGAACAGCCCCGGCGAAAUCAAAUACUCAGCGUGGGACUCCAAGGGUCAGAAAUGGGAGGUUGUGGACCUCAAGAGCAGGCUAAAGGGCUCUGCAAAGAUUGAGGCCACGCCAGGGACGGCCAUCGCGACUGCCGUACGACCCGGGGAUGCAAAAAACGGCGGCGGCAGUUUCACAUUGUCCAUUGUGUAUAACAGCCCAUCCGGCUCUGUCCAGGAGUUGGCAACGACGGACGUCAAGGGCGACAGCUGGGAAAAGACGACGUACACGAUACAAGCCGGGCCUCGUGCUCAGCUCGCCGCUCGAUGGGACGUCUGCCCGAAUAAAAAGUGUACCGACACGCUGCUUGUGGCGUACGAGAACGUGAACAAGCAGGUCCGGCUUCAUUACCCACAUGUCGUGGAGCUGGAUAGCCAAAAGCACUAUGACGUGACUGAUAGCAUUACGACGGGCAGUGGUAUCGCCCUGGCGGCACUUGCAUUCACCAACGUCACCAACGAGGCCGCUAGCACAAAAUUAUAUUAUCAAAGUGCCAAGUCACUGACCGAGAGAACUCGCAACCCGGCCUGGACGUGGCAAGGUCCCAAGACUUCCCUUCUACCCUCAGACAUGCCCAUUGACGAUCCACCCCUGACAUACGCGACAUCGUUCGAGAAAGAAGGUAUGGGGCUUCUCUACCUCGCCAUCGUACAGAGGUACCCGGCAAAUGGCCGUCUCACCUUGACGCAUUGGAACGAUGCACAGUGGUUAGCUAGAUUUCCGAGGUCUUCAAGAGCGGUCCCCGGUGUCAGUCUCGAUUCUGGGACUUCUGCCGUCUCCCUGUCGAUGGAUCUGAAGGUCUACGUCGUGCCCGAAAAGUGCGAGUCUAUACACAUAUUCGAUAUCAACAAGGAUGACCCUGGCACAUGGACUCCUGCAGGCGAGGUUACGAUCAAAUAG
This is a messenger RNA of Pyricularia pennisetigena, 1632 nucleotides long. RefSeq lists its product as uncharacterized. Lineage: Eukaryota; Fungi; Ascomycota; Sordariomycetes; Magnaporthales; Pyriculariaceae. The record is from RefSeq and is a predicted model, not a curated record. The transcript is spliced from 2 exons. Bases 1 to 1632 code for a protein of 543 amino acids.